AUGUCGUCCCAUUCAGUUGUCCAGGCUAUCUCCCCCUCUGAAGAGAACAAAAAGGGUAUGACAGACCACAACGAGUGCGAUACCAGCUCUCAUGAGCACGGAUAUGAGGACGCAGAACUCGAACCCGAAAUUCAUUGGCGGACCUAUGUUGCGCUCUUGGCCAUGGGCCUCAUCAACUAUGUUGCUGUCGUUUCUCUCCAAGCCCCUCCAGCAGUGUUAAGUUUUAUUGGGAACUCUCUGAACGCACCAGACACCCAGACAUGGAUUCCCAAUGCUCCCAACCUGGUAUGUGGUGCCAUAGGCCCUAUCCUGUCAUCCGCCUCGGACAUAUUCCAGGCUCGAAAGAACAUACUGCUCAUUGGCUGUAUGAUGGGUGUCAUCGGAUGCGCUAUCGUUCCUGGUUCAUCCAGUAUCUCGAGGGUCAUCGUCGGCCAGACGAUCAAGGGAUUUGGCUAUGCCACUACGCCGUUGUUGUACGCCAUCCCAAGUGAAAUACUGCCGAAUAAGUGGAGGCCCAUGGCUCAAGGUAUCGUCAACAUGGCUGCAUCAUGCGCCUCUGUAUCUGGCCCGCUUAUCAUAGGUGCUUUGGUCGAGGCUGACCCGGUGCGUGGGUGGCGCAAGUACUGGUGGAUCGAAAUGGCCUUAUGGGCAGCCAGUCUUAUCAGCAUCUUUUUCGGCUACAACCCGCCCAAACGGAAGACGCAAGACGACUCAUUAAGCUGGGUGCAAAAAUUAAGAAAACUCGACAUUUUAGGCAGCUUGUUAUUGACUGCUGCCGUUACACUUAUCCUUGUUGGACUUAAUCUGGGCGGUGGCCAGUACAGCUGGGAUAAUUCAAGAGUCAUUGCUACCAUAGUCGUUGGCGGGGUGCUCGUUAUUGCUUUCGGCGUAUAUGAGUGGAAGGGCACAAACAGCGGCAUUCUUCAUCACGACUUGUUCCUACCCGGAAAGCCCAACGGUCGCACUUUCGCUAUUUGUACAGGUCUGUUUGCUGUUGAAGCCAUUAUUUUCAUCUCGUUCACCAUCUUUUAUCCCAUUCUGACCCAAGCAUUGUAUGAAUCGGACCCUCUCAAAAUAGUUGCACGAGGCACGCCAUAUUGGGUCGCUAUGGUUAUAUGUACACCGAUCUGGGCUGCUUUGUCCUCCUACUACCGAGAUGUACGGUGGCCUAUGUUUGGCGGCUUCAUGAUAUGGACCGCAGGCGUUGUUGGAUUCGCAACAUUACAACCCAGCACAGACUUCAAUGCCGUGGCGUUCGCGGGUCUGUCGGGAAUUGGGUUCGCAUCACCUGUGGUCAUGAUCAUGACCGGCGUGCAACUAUCCGUGCCGCACAGUCUGAUCGCCACUGCAACUUCUGUUGCAACAUCUUCUCGAGCACUUACCAACUCGAUCACAACCUCCAUCUAUACCGCAAUCUAUAAAGCGCGCUUGAGCUCGGCUAUUCCAGCCAGGAUCCCGAAAGCAGUCAUCGCUGCUGGACUUCCUGUGUCCUCGCUACCAGAAUUCAUCCAGGCAUUAACUUCCAAUAAUCCUUCCGCCUUGUCGGCAGUGGCUGGAGCGACGCCCAGCAUCAUUGCUAUCGGUGCGGCAACUUAUAAACAAGCACUGGCAGAUUCCAUCCGCCUCAUCUUUAUCAUCAGCGCAGUGAUUGGCACGCUUGGCACAAUCUGUGUCUUGCUCAUCGACAACAUGAAACAGCGGAUGAACGGCCAGAUCGAUGCGCCAGUAGAGAAGCUACAUGAGAAAGGCAUCAAAGAAUGA
Ascochyta rabiei is the source of this 1761-nucleotide messenger RNA. RefSeq lists its product as uncharacterized. The coding region runs from base 1 to 1761 and encodes 586 amino acids. The transcript is spliced from 5 exons. Gene Ontology annotation, molecular function: transmembrane transporter activity. Lineage: Eukaryota; Fungi; Ascomycota; Dothideomycetes; Pleosporales; Didymellaceae. Gene Ontology annotation, biological process: transmembrane transport. The record is from RefSeq and is a predicted model, not a curated record.